UUCUUUUUUUUUUUUUUUUUUUUUGCCCACCCGAUGUUUUUUCUGAUCGUUGUUCCCGUCCGAAUGAAUGUGAAGGAUGAUUGGGUGUGUGUCUAGCUAAAUACAGUGGGGAAUGUAUGCCUGCCAUGAUUGGGCACGACGAUGGAAGUUCUUCGUGCCCUCGACGGUUGGCAUGUGUAGGGGGUGGAUAAUGAUAUAUGGUAAGGAUACAGGAUAAGAAUGGAUGAUAAGAAUAGGGGAUAAGGAUACAAGAUAAGGAUAUAGGGUAAGAAUAGAGGGUAAGAAUAGGGAUAAGAAUGAGAGGAUAAGGAUAGGGAGAGGAUACAGGAGGGGGAUGGGGAACGAUACAGGAAGGAGAUGGGCAAGGAUGGGAAAGGAAUUGGGAAAGAAGAAAGAGUAUGAACGACGAGAAGGGAUAAAAUAUAUGGAUGAAGGUUAUGAUGGAUAUAAGGAUGAAGGUAGUAAAAGUAAUGAUGAAGGUAAAGAUAAGGUAAGGAUGAAGGUAAGAAUGAAUAUAAGAAUGAAUAUAAGAAUGAAUAUAAGAAUGAAUAUAAGAAUGAAUAUGAGGAUGAAGCUAAGGAUGAGGCUAUGAUAUAGGGGAGGAUAUACGGGAUGGAUAGGAAGGGUAAGGGUGGGAAGGGUACUAUGGGAGAUGGAUGUAGGAGAGAAGAAGAGAGAGACCUUCAAUGGGGGGAGGAUGGGGUAUUUAUACCCUCUGGCAGGCAGUCCCAGGUCCCAAUCUGUCACUUCUUCACUGCGUUCACCUCCUUCCUGAACAGGAAAUAAUGAGGUCACUUUGUUGACGGGGUG
Molecule: messenger RNA, 810 nt
Organism: Aspergillus campestris IBT 28561
Lineage: Eukaryota; Fungi; Ascomycota; Eurotiomycetes; Eurotiales; Aspergillaceae
Exons: 1
Coding region: 368-592 (74 amino acids)
Source: RefSeq, a predicted model, not a curated record